Molecule: messenger RNA, 1019 nt
Organism: Orcinus orca (killer whale)
Lineage: Eukaryota; Metazoa; Chordata; Mammalia; Artiodactyla; Delphinidae
Product: protein FAM136A-like
Exons: 1
Coding region: 1-471 (156 amino acids)
Cellular component (GO): cytoplasm
Source: RefSeq, a predicted model, not a curated record
AUGCCCGGGAGUCCAUGUGGGCGCCAGCGCGGCACGGAGCAGCGCCGUGUCACCAAGGCGGAGCUGCAGCAGCUCCGGGUGCGGGAGGCGGUGGACUCUAUGGUGAAGAGUCUGGAGAGAGAGAAUAUCCGGAAGAUGCAGGGUCUCAUGUUCCGGUGCAGCGCCGGCUGUUGUGAGGACAGCCAGGCGUCCAUGCAGCAAGUGCACCAGUGCAUUGAGCGCUGCCAUGCCCCUCUGGCUCAAGCCCAGGCCCUGGUGACCAGCGAGUUGGAGAAGUUCCAGGACCGCCUGGCCCGGUGCACUAUGCAUUGCAACGACAAAGCCAAAGAUUCAAUUGAUGCGGGGAGUAAAGAGCUUCAGGUGAAGCGGCAGCUGGAGAGUUGCGUGACCACGUGUGUAGAUGACCACAUGAACCUCAUCCCAACCAUGACCAAGAAGAUGAAGGAGUCUCUUUCAUCCAUUGGGAAAUAGAUGUCUGCUAUUGGCCAUCGGGGCUGAAGGCAGGAGUCUAUUUAAAAAGAGAAAUGGGGAUUUGGGUUUUCUAAGGAAAGUUUAUGAAUGAGGAAAUUAAGGAUGGCAGCAAGUUUAAGCCCUAUAUCACUUGCCUCUGGACACUGGUUCCUUUGUGUUUGAAUCCUAGAAAGUGAAAAAAACUGGUGCUAAACUUUGGGUCAGAGAUAGCACAGGAGAGUUUUUAUGAGCCUGAAUUUCACGUGGCAAGAGCUUCUCCUGGCAACAGGGAGCCUCCCUUGUACCAAACCAGAGCCCUCCAAGGUACCAGAUUCUCUUAGUACACAGAUACCAACAGGCUGGCAGGUUCAUCUGACCUGCUUAUGAGCUGGUGGAGUGUGAGGAGAGGUGUUUCUGUUUGUUGCCAACCUCCUGUUUACCAGAGGGAUCACUACCAUGUUUCCCACAAACUGGAAAUAAAACAAAAUCCAUGAGGUCACUAAUUUAGAAGGGGAAAGGGGGCCUCUGGGGAUUUGUUUUGCGUGGUUCUGUUUUACAUACAAGGACAU